GCUUAGAAAACAGUUUGAAUAAAUGGGAAGAACGCCUGUAAGAUUAAAUUAGCAACGGGUUAAUGUAGAGGCACACGCACGUAGGUUACUGUUUUGGAUACGGAAUAUGUACUUACAUAAAUUUAUUUUAAUUAAAAUUGAUAUACUAAACGCAAAGGUUUUGAGAUAGUUUCCAAGUCCAUGUUUGGGAAAAGUUACUUGUACUUGCUUUUUUUCAUUUCAUUUGAUUUAUUGUCCAAAAUCAUUUUAACAUAGGAGUUUACAAAGUUAUGAUAAAAUUAGAUUGUUUAGCAUUAUCCUAACAUACGUUUGUAUUUGUCUAGGAGUGUAAAACUUACUUAUGUACUGCAAUGAGUUGUGAUACAUUUUUGAAGAUAUAUUGUGUAUGUGAAUACACUUUGGUUGAUUCAAGUAUUUUUUUAAGUGUAUUCGAAUACUACAUAAGUUUUCGAAAAAAAUAUAUAUUUUUUUAACGUACAUUUCAUAAAAGCUCAUAAUAAAAAUUUGCGUUCAAAGGGAAAUAAAUCGCCUCAACCUAACUGCAACUCUGCGCUAUUUAUACUUGUUUCUAAUUAGCAACCCUGCGUUUUGUCAUUUUGAUUGGAAACGAAUGACAGAUGUGCCCAAUAGAAAAGAGCAAAAGAAAGCGCAGGAAACAUUUCAUUGAUGGAAAAUUGUUCGAAGUUGUUCAAACGUUAAUCGCACGGAAAGAUUUUGUUGACGGGCGCAACUAAACAAAAGAAAAGAAGAAAAAAAAAUGCAUAAAUAAAUACAAUACAAAUGCUAGAAUAAACGCAAAAUGUAAUAAUACGGUAAUAUAAAAUAGUUUGUGCGCGAGUGAAGUAGUCCAGGAAAAAUCGUUUGUGUAGCUAAGUGGAGUGUAUAAGAAACAAAAAAAAAAAAAUCUGGUAGCAAACAUUGGCUGAGCGCGAUAGAAAUUUUCCAAACAAGUAAUAAAAAUAUAAAUUUAUGUAGCAAUACAACUUGCAAAUUGUUAAUACGAAACCCAGUGAACAACUAAUAGAAAGCAGGCGCUUCAAACAAUUUGCAAGCACAGUCAUAGUCAGUGCAAAGUUUGGGCAGAAAACGCAGUCGAAGGCCAUUAUUCCCAAAAUAGAUACGCAAGUGCAUUCCCCUCCCCCAGAUGAUUGUGCGUGCGUUGCAUUAUUUAAAGUGUUACGUGACACGCAACAAAAUUUUUGUAUAUUGAAAAAAUACAAUACAUCUAGCAAAAUUAUUUUUGCAACAUUGUGAAAGUCUGAAUUGGCAUUCGACGUCAUUCGACAGUGCAUCAAUUUUCUUCAAUUCAUGCAAACCGGCUUACUCCGUUAGGAUUUUGUAUCUACUACAUUUAUCAUUUAUAUUUGCUUAUUCCGUCAGUAUUAUAAGCAAAUUUAUUGAAUUUCCCAAUACAAUCGCCGGCUACUGCUCUGCUAACUAAUAAAAACAAACAAAGUGGUAAAUUAAUUAAAACAAACAUCGAAGAAGUCAAUAAUGUGCGAAAAAAACGCAAAAUCAGCAGGCUUGAAGCCGAAACAGCAUUCAGGCUGACCGCAUCUCUUCAAUGGCUUGACUUAGCGGCCGUGUUAUCUUUUGCUUCUGCGUUCUGUUCUCGCGCAUAAGUAUUUCUUUUGUACUCGUACCAGAAUACUGACUAACUUGCAUUUAUGUGUAUGUGUGUGUUCGUACGCUUCUUCGUUUGCGCAACGAUGUAAAACAAAAGUGCAUUGAUUGAAAGUGAAACCAAGAGUAAAAAUCAGCUGAGCUUUUUACGCUCGCACAACUUGGCGGACAAUGAUUUCCAUUUCAAAUUAUGUAAAUAUUACUAUUUCAAAGAAAGAGCACAUCACGAGCAAACGGUGAACGGCGUAAAAUUUAAAACAUUAUAAAUUUGUAUGUGUGUGCGUGCAUGUGAAAAAGUGAAAACAAAUAAGUAAUUUUCAACGGGGCGACUACCGAGGCUAAGAAUAGGACGCAGCACCGGACCAAUCGCUAACUAAGGAAGUGUGUACGUUUUGCCGACUUCAAGACUCUCUCUUCUUUCCUCGCAACCUCAACACCUUAGAAGGCGGGGAAUUUUACUUUGGUGUAAUUGGGCGUAGAAUGCUAUCCAAUUUUCACAAAUUAAUGCGGUGCUCUUCGAGCGUUUUGCAAUCUUCUACACCAAUGGGUGGUGGCGGCGGUCAUUUUGCCGCCAGUGAUGGUGUAAUCAAAUCACGAUCCUCACCCUUUAACAUCAACGAUGACGAUCCCAAUAUUGCCACUUGUUCGGGGCAUGGAGAUUGCCUGAAUGGCACUUGUCUCUGUGAGAUCCGUUACGCCGGCGAUGAGUGCAGCGGUUUCAAUCUGCCAUACUAUGCGGGCAUUUCGGCAGUUUUCUACUUUGUAGCACUGGUUUCGGUUGUGCAACUAUUCAUCUGUAUAUUUGCCGAGUAUCAGCGUUUGAAGCAGCCAUCAUUUCUGCGUGCUUGUCGUCUUACAACACAAAAAGUCUUAUACUUCAUGGUAUUCGUGGCGGCAACACUAAGAGGGGCAUAUUUUACGACACCGUUGGAUUUGCAGCCACAAUGGGCGGUCACACUUAUGUCGGCGUAUUAUCCGAUGUUAAUGACCUGCGCAUCGCUGAUUGUUUGUAUGUGGGCUGAGAUUUUCCAUUUACGCGAUAUCCGCUGGGAGAGAUCACAAUUUCUAUCGAAAAGUUUUCUCGGCUUUGUUGCAUUUAACUUAUUCCUCUACAGCUUGUUCGGUGUCGAGGUAUUCUCUUCAUUGAUCACCGCCGAUCGGCAGAAUUAUGCGCACAUUUUCAACGGCUGCUAUGCAGUGCUGUUGCUCAUCGUAGUCAUUUUCUUUUUGAUCUAUGGCGUCGAAGUGUAUUUCAAGUUGCGUGGUGGCUUUGUUUACGACCAAACAGGCAAAAUACUUGGUCCCAGUGAAGCGAUCGUAAAUGCCUCACAGCUGCAUCAGUCGCGCUUGGGUCUCUUAUCGCAGGCGAUUAUGUUAAUCGUUAUUGUGGGCUUCCUAACAUCGGAGACAUUGGGUGAUUUUUGGAAAACCAAAGUACCGGUGUAUUCACGCAAUUGGCAUGAUAUUGUCUUCCGCAUCGUGGAGAUGGGUGUUGCUUUUUGGUUCCCCUGUUGUUUGUGGAAUUCAAUGGCACCCGAACAGCUGUGGAUAUUGAAUCCACGCAAAUUGCUUUCACGUCAAAUCGAUCCAUCCAUACCGACCACAUCGGCCGAAACCAAGAGCCUGUCGCCGGAGGAAGGUCAAUCGUUUUUGACGAAAAAAGACUGCUGGAUUUGUUAUGAUAAUGACAAACCAGAGCCGCUCAUACAACCGUGUCGCUGCACUGGUGACGUCAGCUCUGUGCAUCAUGAGUGCCUCAAACGCUGGCUAGUGGAGAGUUGCAGUUCAACAGAUGCGCAAUUAUCGUGCAAAGUUUGUGGCUUCCCUUACGAAAUUGAGAAGACUAAAAAACUCGACUGGGAGAAGGGUUUCAACAUGCAGCACUGGUCCAAGACAAUCAUACUGAUAACGUUGAUGUGUGUUGCCGGUGCCAGCGCUUGGGUUGUCAUUCAACUAUACGUCGAUCCGCUGAUACGCGUACUCACUGUUGGCAUUGCUGUGCUCAUCGGCUAUGUAUGCAUUAAGUGUCUGGGAGAGAACACCGUAGUGGCAUAUCAGCGUGCCAAAGUAAGCUCAAUCAAUAUAGUGACGAAAUCGGAAAUGGAGAAAUUGCACACCAUUUGUGAAGAUGUUGGUGAACGGCCAACAACAACAACAGCUGCAGCAGUAGCAGCAGCAUCGCAGGCUGCUUCAACAUCAGCAUCAACAUCGACGACGGUCACAACAAGCGCGCAAUGAUUAUGAUCGAGCAAAGGAAGCAUUGUUGAGUCGGAGCACGUAUGCUUGUUGGAGGAUGAUGAGGAGCAACAACAACAACAACAACAACAGCAGCGAGAGCAUUUGGUGGAAGUCGAACAGCUGAGAGAGAUGUCAGUAGCAGCAGCAGCCACGCAUAUAGCACCACCGAAAACGAAUAUUAGUUUUACUAAUAUUACAGAGAAAAACUAACGACGAACCAAUCAUUAAAUGAGUAGCCAAUAAUUGUAACAACCACGACGGUGAUCGGCAAUUACAGCGCUACAGGCAGGCUAAGGUAUAAACAAAAGAGGACAAUAGCAGCUGUGCCAAGAACUUAAACAGCAAUAACUUUACACACACACACACACACACACAUACAACAGCUUAGUAAUGGAGCAAUUAAGGAUUUAUUCAUUUACUAUUAACAAUUAAAAAAACAACAACAACUUUACGUGUUUGUAGAGAGCGACCUAACAACAAUUUCUCAGGCCGAAACGAACCGAAAUUCGACCGAAGUAAAACUGACUGAGUAAUAAAAAGCACGGAGUUUUUUGAAAUGCAGUAUUUUUAUUAAAAAAAAGCUGCAACAAAUUGCUAAAUUUCAGUUACAAUAAUUUCAGUUCAUAGCAUAUGAUGAUACAUGAUUCAAUUAUUAGGAUUAUUAUUGUCGCUCACUUGUGACGUUCGAAUUCUGGCACCCCCUUGCAAUGCGUAUGUAGGUAGGGUACAAUAAGAAGUGCGGCGAAGCAAGUGAAAAAAUUAAGUUCCAUACCUGUUUUGGUAAAAUUGGAAGUAAAAGAGUGUUUUUUACUGAAAUUAUAAAUAAAGGCUGGGAUUCGCAAUAAUGUCUAUUGGGCAAUUUUUGGCAAACUAUAAUGCCUUUAUUAAUGAAAUUUGGUGGAGAUGUUAGUGAGGUGUUAAGGAACACUCUUUAUAACUCCAAAUCAUUUGGAAAAUAAUAAAAUAAAAAGGCAAAUAAUUACGCCCUCAAAAUGCUCUCGGGAACUUCACUAUAAUUUAGCACAUUACACUAUAUAUUUUUUAACACUUUACUAAAAUUCACCGAAUAUACACUCACACGCGUGAUUUUACUUAUUUUUAUCCUUAUAUUCGAAUUAUUUUUAUUAAAAUUAAAUGCAAAUGCAUUUGUCUAUACAAUCACUUUCCAAUUUUGAACGCGAAUAAGAAGAAAAUUGGAAUGACAACAAUAUGGUGUUGCCGGAUGCCUGCAAAUGAAAACAAAAAUAUGAACAAAAAUUAAGUAUUUGAGUUUAGUGUUAAUGAUGGGGAUGGGGGUUAUUGUGCCUCCUUACUACAUACACGCAUAUGACGUUUUAAUUUUGGGUGCAAUGGUUUUAACACGGAAAGGAGUUCUACGCAAAAAUACUGUGGAUUGAGUAGCCGGAGUUGGACUGAUGAGGGUUAUUUUUUUGAAGCGCGACCGAAGGCCGCCCUCGCGAAAAGGAGUUCCACGCAAAAAUACUGUGGAUUUGCGUAAAUUGCAGGAAAAAAUACUGCAGUUUUACAAUGAACCUUCCACUAAACAUCCCUGCAUACGAACUUCGUUUUUAUUUCCGGUGUAUGGCAACACCAACUUUUCGCUAAAUUACAGAACUUUAACAUUAAAUUACUUAAAAACUAUAAGCCUCCGGCGGGUGCGGUUUUCAGUUUUAAGAUGGAGGGAUACACCCCUCUAUCGGCCUCUUUUAACCUUUUUUUCAAAGCAAUAGACAUUAUACUAAAUAUUUGCCUAAAUAAAUAUAUGGUUUAAACGGAAAAUGCCAAAAUUACCGACUGUGAGAAUUUGCCUUGACGAUCGAUUGACAAUUCCGGAAAAGCAAAAAAUCUUUCCACUGGCGCAGAUGAUGAAGGAAGAGGUGUAUAUGUAAGUGGUGCAAACCAGCAUCGAUCGUCAUUCAAGAGCAAAACUAUAAUAUUUACUUCGAUUGAUAUGUCUCAAAAUAUCCUUCACGCGCAUAGCCCCAAAAAGAUGCGCUAUGAUAUGCGGUAUGUCAGUCCUUAUCGUUUUCUUCCUGGACAUACCGUGCAAGUUCUUGUUUAUAAGCACACCAUUUUGAAAAUGAAAUGUUUUUCUUACAAAUUUUACUUUUCCUCCACUUUUAGGCAAAAAUUGUAGUAUUAGCCACACAGUGUCUUUGCUAAAGGCACCGAUUUGCCAAAAGGGAACGAAAGAGCUGCUUACUGAGCAAACCUUUUACCCUUAUAUUGAAUCAUGAUAUUAUUUUAUAUGUUUAUAAAACGCAAAGACUGCUUUGGCUUUUCUGAAGGAAUACGAAUUAAGAAAUGUUCGGUUUUUUUUAUCGAAACCUAACAAAAUUUAGUCGAAGUUCGGUCGUUCUCUGCUCGUUUGGUUUAAGUUUCAUCUACUAACACCACACACAUUAUGUACACACAUACAUACACACAUAUAUAUAUAUAAAUUUAUACAUACUUGUGAAUACUAAAUACGAGAGUGUGUAAAACUCUUCAUAUUUUCAUGUGUUUUUUCAUGCUUUCACUCACACACUCAUACGUUUUCUGUUUAUGUACUUGUAAUUCACAUUUUCGUACGCGGAUUUUCUAAGCUGUAAAAAAAUCAAAAACUUUCAAGCCACAAAAAAUAUAUAUGUAAUUGAAAACAAUACAUACAGAUAUAUGUAUGUACAUACAUACACCCCAUACUCAUGUUAACUUAUUAUUAUUUUUUUGUUAAUUUUUUUUUUCAACUUAAAAAAUGUAUUGGAAAACUGACUAAAUUAAGCUCAUAUGCGCGCUUUCACAAAUAUCGCAAAUCAAAAGAUGUUCAAUUCGAAGCGUAAAUAAGAAAAAAAAAAAAACUGUAUUAUAUGCCAAAUUUACCUACACACACAUACAUAAGUACACAUUUUCAUUGAAAUGCUUGUGUGUAUUCACAGUAAAACAUGGAUAUAUGCUAGUUUUAUCAAAACAAAUAAAACAAAAAAACAAAAACAAAUCAACCAUCAGUAUCAUUGCAAUUGAGAUUAAUUAAAACUGCACUGCAAUAAUGUUUAAGAAAACCUAUGAACUAACAUAAAAAGGCUAUGCAAAGUAUAAAAUUAUGUAGCAAAAAAAAAAAAACAAAAUAUUAGCAAAAAACAAAAAAACUAACAAAAAGCAAUCUAUUAAGUAUAUAAAAUUAAGCCUUAAAUGAACCAGAUAUUGGCAGCAGCGAGAAUAUUCGAUAAUUUUCAAAACACUGUAGCGUUGCAUUUUCCAGUGGAAUGUCAAAAAAUGAAAAUAAAAAAAAAAACAUUAUUUAUUUGCCUCAUGUGCACC
Messenger RNA from Anastrepha ludens (Mexican fruit fly), 7158 nucleotides. RefSeq lists its product as uncharacterized. NCBI's taxonomy places the organism in Eukaryota, Metazoa, Arthropoda, Insecta, Diptera, Tephritidae. The coding region runs from base 2104 to 3861 and encodes 585 amino acids. Gene Ontology annotation, molecular function: zinc ion binding. The record is from RefSeq and is a predicted model, not a curated record. The transcript has 7 exons.